AUGAUGACUCCCCCAAUGGAACCGGCUUCCCCUCUUGACAGUGGCAUUCGCAAACGUGUCUGCAAGGCUUGCGACCGGUGUCGUCUCAAGAAGUCCAAGUGUGAUGGUGCCACUCCAUGCUCCAGGUGCAAAGCAGACAAUGCCAUUUGUGUGUUCGGGGAACGUAAGAAGUCACACGACAAAGUGUAUCCUAAAGGUUAUGUCGAGAUGCUCGAGAACCAACAGGCUCAGCUCGUGACUGGACUGCAAGAGCUGUACAAGCGCAUGCAGAACGGCCAGGGCUGGGAUGGCUCACCUCUCAAAGAGACGAGCAACGGAGUCCCUUUGACACACGAUAUCCUGGAACACCUGGGUGCCCUGCAGCAAGAUGGCCAUAACACAACAGAUGCCUUCGAGGAAGACCUGAAUGCGCUCCAACAACGACUUGUCGCAAGCGGCGCUGGCAUGAUGCAAAGAGAAGCUUCACACGAUGGCAGUUCUGAGUCCGCACCCUCACCUGUUUACGACUCUGUGCCACAGAAGCCACACUUCACCAACCCGUUUGGCCUGAAUCAAUUGCCACCCACACCGCCCAACAGAAGCCCAUAUCCACAGUCAGCACGUACAAUGCAUCCUAGCAAAGCCAACACCUAUCCCCAGACCGUGCCGCACUCAAACCUCAGCUGGACUACCCCAGCACCUGAUUUUGACGACGGCAUGGACUUCAUCAAUCAAUACGAUUCCCCCAUGGUCGAUCCGUCGAUGGAUAUGAGUCAAUUCCCGGCCCACAUGUUCCAAGACGCAGCUGCCAUCAACCCCUUCUACACCAUGAAGGAUUGGUCUGGUCAGGACGACCUGCAGCGAUACGUCAACCCCGCCAUGAUCUGA
Cyphellophora europaea CBS 101466 is the source of this 867-nucleotide messenger RNA. RefSeq lists its product as uncharacterized. Gene Ontology annotation, biological process: regulation of DNA-templated transcription. The coding region runs from base 1 to 867 and encodes 288 amino acids. Gene Ontology annotation, molecular function: DNA-binding transcription factor activity, RNA polymerase II-specific; zinc ion binding. The transcript has 3 exons. NCBI's taxonomy places the organism in Eukaryota, Fungi, Ascomycota, Eurotiomycetes, Chaetothyriales, Cyphellophoraceae. The record is from RefSeq and is a predicted model, not a curated record.